GACUCCACUCAGUCGCGUCCCGCCCAGCCCUAGCCGCCAGCUAUCGUAGACCGUAUCCAGCGAGGCCGCAACAACAACUAACGGCCCUCCCCCCUCUCCCUCUCUCCACUACGGCCAGUAGCGGGGCGGCGUUCACAGCCUAGCAGCGGCGGCGGCGUUCCAUAUCCGGGCGGACGACAGUGUUCCAUCCCGUCAGGCAACAGUUUUCUGUCCCGGGGGACGGCGGCGCAGCCUGAUCCUACGUACCACCGCCACUUCCUCAUAUCUCUCAUCUUAACACAGCCGCCGAGCCACUCGAGAAGGGGGCUAAAUCCGCUAUGGACAUGGAUGAUGUGCCCACGCAACAGCGAAAUAAGCUUCCAGACCACCUUGAGCGCCAGCGCACCCGUGUUACCUGCAAGGCCGAUGCGCCUACUCAUACACAAGGGUUUCAAUACUCUGGUGCUUUUGCUGCUAUGGGAGUUGAUAACAGUGUAUCAGUGGAAAAGUUCUGCAAUAGCUUUAAAAUCAAGAUAAAUCGUCUUACAGAAGAUGAUAUGGAGUUUGAUAUGAUUGGUGUCGAUGCAUCAAUUGCUAAUGCUUUCCGGAGAAUCCUCAUUGCAGAGGUCCCUACAAUGGCCAUUGAGAAAGUCUUCAUGGUUGACAACACCUCAGUUAUAGCAGAUGAGGUCCUUUCACAUCGACUAGGCCUUAUCCCACUUGAUGCAGAUCCGAGGCUUUUUGAUCAUAUCUCCGAUGAUGUCCCAAAUGAAAGGAACACAAUUGUGUACAAACUCCAUGUUUCAUGUGAAAAGGGUUCCCAACGACUUACAGUGAAGUCUGGUCAAUUGGAGUGGUUGCCAGAAGGUAGCCAAUUACUUAUGGCAUCUGCUGCGCAAGGGGAGAAACAAAAGACGUAUACUUCCUUUGGUCAAAGCCAAAAGAAUAUUUCUGGAAGGUCUAUUGGUGUGAAGUAUAAAGAUAUAACCAUUGCCAGGCUUGGGCCAGGACAGGCUAUUGAGCUUGAGGCACAUGCUGUUAAGGGAGUGGGAAAAGUGCAUGCCAAGUGGUCUCCAGUUGCUACAGCCUGGUACAGGAUGCUCCCUGAGGUUGUUCUUCUCAAAGAAAUUAAAGAUGGUGAAGCGGAAGAGCUAGUGAAAAAAUGCCCAGUUAAUGUUUUUGACAUUGAAGACCUGGGAAAUGGGGCAAAGAGAGCAGUUGUUGCUAGGCCAAGAGCAUGCACACUUUGCAGGGAAUGUGUCAUGGGACCGACCGGCGAACAAGUCGAGCUUCGGCGUGUUAGAGACCACUUCAUUUUUACAAUCGAGUCCACUGGAGCCCUACCCCCAGAGGUGCUCUUCACAGAAGCCGUGAAGAUCCUCGAGGAGAAGUGUGAGAGAGUGAUAUCUGAACUUUCCUGAUCCUGAUAUGUGGUAGUUUUUAAUACCCUCUUCUUGUAGUACUCCAUUGUUAUAUCUUGUUAAGGACUCGGCAUGAGGAAGUAUAGUACGGAGAAUAUUGUUAUUAUUAAGCUUGUGUGUUCCAUGCUC
Molecule: messenger RNA, 1529 nt
Organism: Brachypodium distachyon (stiff brome)
Lineage: Eukaryota; Viridiplantae; Streptophyta; Magnoliopsida; Poales; Poaceae
Product: DNA-directed RNA polymerases I and III subunit rpac1
Exons: 9
Coding region: 318-1400 (360 amino acids)
Biological process (GO): DNA-templated transcription
Cellular component (GO): RNA polymerase I complex; RNA polymerase III complex
Molecular function (GO): DNA binding; protein dimerization activity
Source: RefSeq, a predicted model, not a curated record